This is a messenger RNA of Lepus europaeus (European hare), 945 nucleotides long. RefSeq names its product vomeronasal type-1 receptor 90-like. Gene Ontology annotation, biological process: G protein-coupled receptor signaling pathway. The record is from RefSeq and is a predicted model, not a curated record. The transcript has a single exon. Gene Ontology annotation, cellular component: membrane. Gene Ontology annotation, molecular function: pheromone receptor activity. NCBI's taxonomy places the organism in Eukaryota, Metazoa, Chordata, Mammalia, Lagomorpha, Leporidae. The coding region runs from base 1 to 945 and encodes 314 amino acids.
AUGAAUAAAAACAAUAUACUUUUAAGCUUUAUUGCUGUAAGAAAUGGCUUUUACUGUGAAGUCAGCAUUGGGAUCACGGCCAACGCCUUCCUUCUUCUCUUCCACGCCCUCUGGUUCUUUCUCAAGCACAGGCCCAGGCCCACCGACCUGGCCAUUGGGCACCUGGCCCUCAUCCACCUGGUGAUGCUCAUCACUGUGGGGGUCAUGGCUGCAGACAUUUUUGAGUCUCGAGAGUUAUGGGACGACAUCACGUGUAAAGCUGUCAUCUACUCAUACCAGGUGAUGCGGGGUCUCUCCCUGGGCACCACCUGCCUGCUGAGCGUCCUCCAGGCCAUCACCCUCAGCCCCAGGAGCUCCUGGUUGGCAAAGUUCAAGCGCACAGCCUCACAUUACAACCACUGUGGGUUUCUCUUCCUAUGGGUCUUCAAUUUGUCCAUCAGUGCUUGUUUUUUAAUUUCCACUGUUGCAACCACAAAUCAUACCUCCAACAGUCUUAUGUUUGUCACUCAAUCCUGCUCUCUUUGGACCCUGAUCUACUUACCCAGGUACACAUUUUUCAUAUUGUGGAUUAUAAGGGAUGUUUCCCUUCUAGGGCUCAUGGCCGUCUCAAGUGGGUACAUGGUGACUCUCCUGUGCAGGCACAAGAGGCAGUCCCAGCACCUUCACAGCACCAACCUCUCUCCAAGAGCCUCCCCAGAGCACAAGGCCACCCGCACCAUCCUGCUGCUCAUGAGCGUCUUUGUGCUCCUGUAUUUGAUGGACUGCAUGGUGUACUCAUUCUCAAGUACGUGGUGGAAGAGUGACCCAGUGCGCCUGUGUGUCCAACUGUUGGUGGGCAAUGGCUAUGCAAUGAUUGGACCUUUUGUACUAAUAAGUAGUGAAAAACUAAUCAUCAAGUUUUUCAAAGCUAUGUGGGAGGAGAGUAAGUGUCUACUUGUUCGUUAG